AUGAGUGAUCAAUCCCUUAUAAGAAAUGCAGGAGGAUCUGUGAUGGUGGGAUCUUAUGAGAAAUAUUUGGGACUAUUUUCAGUUGUAGGUAGAUCCAAAUACUACACUUUUAGGGGCAUAAAGGAGAGAGUUUGGAGGAAGGUGACAAACUGGAAAAAUUCUUUUCUCUCUGCAGCAGGGAAAGAGAUUCUCAUCAAGGUUGUGUUACAAGCAGUUCCAACUUACACUAUGAGUGUAUUCUUGUUUCCAAAAAGACUUUGUACUGAACUAAAUAGCCUUUUAGCCAAGUUCUGGUGGGGCAAUCAGAAAAAUAGAAAAUGGAUAAAUUGGGGCAGCUGGGAUAGAUUGGGGCAACAGAAACACAAAGGAGGAAUUGUGUUUAGAAAUAUAGAGUAUUUUAAUUUGGCCUUGCUUGCCAAGCAAGGGUGGAGAAUCCUUUCAAACCCCACAAGCUUAGUGGCUCAGAUCCACAAGCAGAAAUACUAUAAAGAUUCCUCGUAUUUAGAAGCCAAGUUGGGUAGUAGCCCUUUAUUCAUAUGGAAGAGUAUAUGGAAGGCAUCUGAGAUUGUUAAAGAUGGAAUGAGCUUUAGAGUUCAGUCUCCAAUAAAGAGGCUGCACAAGGAAGCAAUGGUGAAAGAGCUUAUUGUGGAAGAAGAGAAGAAAUGGAAUGAAGAGCUGAUUCGAGAAAUAUUUGUAGAGAAUGAGGUGGAACAAAUCCUUAGUCUACCAUUGAGCAAAAUGGAGAGUGAAGACAAGUUGGUCUGGGGUCCUUCCAAUCCAAUAAGGGCCAAUUUUCAGUAA
Molecule: messenger RNA, 801 nt
Organism: Carya illinoinensis
Lineage: Eukaryota; Viridiplantae; Streptophyta; Magnoliopsida; Fagales; Juglandaceae
Exons: 2
Coding region: 1-801 (266 amino acids)
Source: RefSeq, a predicted model, not a curated record